AUGUUUUUCGCAAAUGCUUUACCAGCUGGCUCCAAACAAUAUCAGUUUCUAGGAGUCAGUUGCACAUUUAAGGACAAUUGGUGGCUGCCGAUCAAAUCGAGGGGCACACCGCCCAGCCGACGAAAUUGGCACAGCAUGGCUUGGAGCAAUGCCGCGGGUGGCUUUUACAUCUUCGGAGGAUAUGAUGGCAGCAGUUUGAAUGACUUGUAUUUGUAUGUCCGGGAGGCGGGCAAGUGGUGGCAGCUGGAGACGGACGGCGCAGCGCCCAGCCGACGAUAUAGGCACAGCAUGGCUUGGAGCGACGCCGCGGGUGGCUUUUACAUCUUCGGAGGAUAUGGAGAGGUUGGCAGCAGUUGGGGGCUCUUGAAUGACUUGUAUUUUGCUCGCGAGGUGGCUGUGGUGAACAUCACCAGCAACGAGGGCUCCAACCCCAAUGUAACAAAGCCGAAGGCUGCGGUGGACUUCGCUCUCAUUGUCCUUGGGCUGAGUGUGGGAGCCUCCUGCUGCCUUCUGGUCGUUGUUUGCUUCUUCUACAAGAGAAGGCUUCUAUCACAGGACGAUGAAUGUCAGGACUUCAAGCUCGAUAACCCUUUGGCUGUCAAGAACCUUCUGCUCUAUGCGGAUGUGCGCCCGGUGCGGUAUAAAUUUUUGGAAGAGAUCCUGAGGGCUGGCAAACCGUGGCCUCGGCGACAGGAAGCUCAAGAUAUGAACAUGGAAGAUGGCCAAACGGCAUUGGUGACACGGGAAGAGCUAGAAAGUCUGUGGUAUGAUGCGGACAAGCGCAGAUUUUACCAAACGGCAGAAGGAACUGUCGAAGUCCACCUUUUCUCCGUCUCUCACAUAUGGGAAGCAAUGGAACACCCGGAUGCUUGGAGAUACCAACUUCAAGAGACAGUGCGUGGUUUACAGCACCUGGACGGGCUCGUUUGGGUCUUUUUUGAUUACACCAGCCUUUACCAGUAUCCCCGUGCCACAGAGCACCAACGCAAGUCCUUUCAGCGUGCCUUGGAGCACAUGCACUUGCUUUACGCGCAUGAUGGGAUCAAUGUGCUGAUCAUCGACCAGCCCACGGAGCAGGCUACCAAGCAGAUGAUGGAGCAAGAGGAAGGUGCAACCACAGCAGUGGCAUAG
Durusdinium trenchii is the source of this 1131-nucleotide messenger RNA. Lineage: Eukaryota; Dinophyceae; Suessiales; Symbiodiniaceae. The record is from the annotation of a GenBank genome assembly.